Tetrahymena thermophila SB210 is the source of this 549-nucleotide messenger RNA. Its product is annotated as ADP-ribosylation factor(Arf)/Arf-like (Arl) small GTPase family protein. Gene Ontology annotation, cellular component: Golgi apparatus. The record is from RefSeq and is a predicted model, not a curated record. Gene Ontology annotation, molecular function: GTP binding; GTPase activity. Gene Ontology annotation, biological process: intracellular protein transport; protein localization to organelle; Golgi to plasma membrane protein transport. Lineage: Eukaryota; Ciliophora; Oligohymenophorea; Hymenostomatida; Tetrahymenidae. The transcript is spliced from 5 exons.
AUGGGCAAUAAUUACGAAAAGAAUUUUAGCAAAAAGUAGAGAAAGAUUUUAGUUUUAGGAAUAGAAAAGAGUGGAAAAACAUGUUUUGUAUAAUGUGUAAAUGGAAAAGAAUUGAAUGAAAAUAAUUAUGUAGAAACAAACGAUCUUGACAUUAUUGAUGUUAAAAAGGAUAAAUUUUGGCUUUAGUUUUAUGAUUUUGCUGGAUGUGAAAGAAAGAGAAUCUUCUGGAGACAUCAUUAUAUUGGAGCUUAGGGAAUAGUUUUUGUGGUUGAUGGCAGCUCUAUGGAAUCAUUUUAAGAUUCUUUAGAUGCCCUUUAAUAGUUAUUGAAAGAAAGAAACCUUAUAAAGGUGCCUAUCUGUGUAUUUAUAAAUAAAUCUGAUAUUAAGGUAGAAGGUGAAAUUAAAAAUAAAGUAGAAGACUUGCUUAAAGAUGCAUCCAUUCCAGGAGAGAAUCAUAGAAUUGUAAACAAUAUACAAGGCAGUAAUAAACUAAAGUAGGGUCAUCAACAAGUUAUAGAAUGGCUAGCGAAGACAAUGGUAGAGAUUUGA